This is a messenger RNA of Acanthosepion pharaonis, 507 nucleotides long. NCBI's taxonomy places the organism in Eukaryota, Metazoa, Mollusca, Cephalopoda, Sepiida, Sepiidae. The record is from the annotation of a GenBank genome assembly.
AUGUCUUUUCUCCUUCCCCUCUUUCUUUCUUUCUUUCUUUCUUUCUUUCUUUCUUUCUUUCUUUCUUUUCCACACUUCAGUGUAAGUAAUGUCUUUUCUCCUUCCCCUCUUUCUUUCUUUCUUUCUUUCUUUCUUUCUUUCUUUCUUUCUUUCUUUCUUUUCCACACUUCAGUUGUAAGUAAUGUCUUUUCUCCUUCCCCUCUUUCUUUCUUUCUUUCUUUCUUUCUUUCUUUCUUUCUUUCUUUUCCACACUUCAGUGUAAGUAAUGUCUUUUCUCCUUCCCCUCUUUCUUUCUUUCUUUCUUUCUUUCUUUCUUUCUUUCUUUCUUUCUUUCUUUUCCACACUUCAGUUGUAAGUAAUGUCUUUCUCCUUCCCUCUUUCUUUCUUUCUUUUCUUUCUUUCUUUCUUUCUUUCUUUCUUUCUUUUCCGCUUCACUUCAGUAAUAAGUUUUGUCUUCCUCUUUCUUUCUUUCCCUUUCUUUCUUUUUCUUUCUUUCCACCUUUCUAA